CGCCGCCAUGACCCGGAGGGACGCGAAAAUGGCGGAGAAAGGCAACAGGAGCAAAGGCCAAACCGGGAGGGACACAGCCGUCCAGGGCACAAAUGACAACAGUAUUGUCAGUAAAUGCUCAAUGGCCAGUUUGGGCUACUUUAGUGAUGAUUUCCUGAAAAGAUUUGUGAAUAAAACUACCAGGAGGGCUCCACUGAUAAAUCGUGGUUACUAUGUGAGGGCGAAAGCUGUGGAUUAUGUUCUGCGCUGCUUUUUGAAAAAGACGGUGAGCCACUCCAGGAGACAGAUCUUGUCUCUUGGAGCUGGAUUUGAUUCCUCAUAUUUCCGACUAAAGGCCAGCGGAGAGCUAGAAAACGUGGUCAUGUAUGAGGUGGAUUUUCCAGAUGUUGUUCAGCGGAAAGCUGCGCUGAUUAAAAACAGCCAAGAACUUGUGCAGCUCCUCGGCUAUAUUGAUGAGCUGAAACCAGCACAGAAUGAUGCUGUGUGUUUAAGUGCCAUGGAUUACAAGUUACUUGGUGUUGACCUGACUGAAGUAAUGAAGUUGGAUCAUGCCCUGAUGGAGGCCGGCCUGGACCCUUGCUGCCCGACGCUACUGCUGUCAGAAGUUGUACUGACUUACAUGCAAGUUGAAAGCUCCUCAGCAGUAAUCCAUUGGGCAGCGGAACGAUUUUCAUCGGCAGUGUUUGUAAUCUAUGAGCAGAUCUGCCCAGAAGAUCCCUUCGGGCAGGUCAUGCAGCAGCACUUCACACAGUUGAACGCCACACUACACGCACUUGUUCCGUUUCCAGGAAAGGACACUCAGCGGAAACGCUUCUUAAGUGAGGGCUGGGAAGAAUGCACUUGCCUUGACAUGAAUGAGUUUUACGUUGGACUUAUUCCAGAAGAGGAGAAACAGAGAAUUGAAAAGCUGGAACCUUUUGAUGAGUAUGAGGAAUGGCAUCUGAAGUGCUCUCACUAUUUAAUCGUCAGUGCAUCAAAAGGAGAUCUGAAACAGUGUCUGUUGCUCCCACCGCCUCCCAUAGAGUUCUGUAUGGGGAAAUUGAAAGCUCCUGACCAUCUUUUGGUGUCGGUAUCUCUGUGCGAGAUUGAUGCAAAGAGCCCAACACUGAAGAGGUUUGCCCACAGUUCUGCACUUAUCGCUCCUCACAUAGUUGUUACCAGCGGAGGAUUUGGGGAGAGAGAUGGUCAGCAUGGACGCCUCAGAGAUGUUGAGUUGAUGGUGAAAAGUGCAUCAGUUUGGAAAUGCAUUUCUCCCCGAGAUGAGAGAUCAGCCACUUUAUUAACGGAGCGGAUGUAUCACAGUACGACUGCCCUUUCUGACGGACGCUGCUUAAUCUUUGGUGGCCGAGGGUCUCCUCUAAAGCCAGCCACCAGCGUGCUUUGCUUGAAAUGUAAGGUAGCAAACGAUGCCACCUCCAGCAGCAGCCUGUCCGUAGAGGAGGUUCAAUGCUUUGGUUCUGGAGCUUCCCCACGAUGGAGACACACGGCAACAGAAAUCACUUACAAAGGUCAGCGGUAUCUGUUUGUUUAUGGUGGCCGUUCUCCCACUGAGCUGGUUCUGGGUGAUUGCUGUUUCCUUAACCUGGAGGAUUACAGCUGGACCGAUAUUCCAAUUGAUGGACCCAUCCCAGAAGGCCGACAUUCCCACAGUGCCUGUACGUGGAAUACCGGAGUGCUAAUUGCUGGAGGAUUGGGAACAGGCCUGAUCCCUCUACAAUCUGUGUUCUUCCUUCGACCAACUUUGUCCGGAUUUAUUUGGGAAAAAAUAGAAACCACUUCUUCCAUUGUUCCAAGAUACUCGCACACUGCCCAUAUUGUUGGGGAUGAGCUUGUUUUAAUCGGGGGUGUGUGGAUCCACUCUGAUUCCGUCCCUGCAGUAACCCUUAUCAACCUGUCAACAGGAGAGAGUGUUGACUGCUACAUCGACACACAUUCAUUGAAAUGGCCUCUGAUGUUGCACAAUCACAGCAGUGUCUUGUUAGCGGAGGAGCAGCAAAUACUUGUAUUAGGAGGAGGAGGAAACUGCUUUUCAUUUGGAACUCAUUUGAACCAGCAGCCAAUUCUCCUGCACCUACCUAAACUGAGAUGAAAGCACUGCCUAAACAGGCUUGAGGCGCAGCCUAAGCAUUGUCAGAGGCUUCAUUGGUGACAUUUUGGCUCUGGCCGUCUUUGAAUCUGUCAGAACUGUUAUGUGAACAAUUGUGUAUUGAAGGGCCAGGAACCCGACUGGCAUGGUCAGUGUACACGUGUGAAGAUGGACGUUGGUUACACUUUCUUAAUGCGUUUAUAUACUCGUCUACAGUUCUGCUCAAGAAAAUAAGCAAAAGUAGCACAGUGACAUUCUGGUGGGGAGCACCACUCAGUGGAAGGAAGGUGUGAUUUUUUCCUGGAAAAUUAAAUUUACAGUCUCAUCCUCGCCCUCAGUUGUUCUACAAGCCCAUUGCAUCUCCACAGGAACUGUCUAAGGAAGAGUCAUUCUGAGAGCAGCUGAAGGACAGAAUGGGCAGAGACCUGGGAGCAGGUUAAACUAUUUGCUCAAGGAAUGGCGCCUAUUGAAAAUGUAGCAACUGAAGAAAAGGGCAGGAAAUUUUGCUGCUAUUUUUGUGUUUGAUUGCUCCUUCCCAAUUUCUGUAUGUUUAAAAAAAAAUGAAGCUUCCUUUAAAACAGAAAGUUAUCUUUGGCGAAGUACGGGAAGGUAGUUGCCCAUUAAGUGUACCCCAGCAGUAACCAGCACCAUUAGGAGAAAAGGUUUGGGACACGUGUCGUGGGACUGCCAGGAUGGAAGGCAAACUGGAUGGACCUUGGUCUUCUUUCACCUGGUAAUUUUUUAUGUUCUUAUGUAGAAGGGGGUGAGGGUGUAAAUGAACAGAAUAUUUCACAGGACUUCAGAAUGGGAUCACAGCUUCGGUUCGACCUUUAAUUUAAGAAUAAAGCCAGCGCACUUACAGAAUUUGCCUCUGUUAACCUUUAACUUGCCCAUGUAACAAGGUACUUAACAGCUGACGUGGCAUUUACUGUUAAGGCUUAAAAGUCACAACAUAAAUUAGUGGGUUGAUCUAAUUUGAGUAUCCUCACAAAGGAAAAAAAGCUGCAGUCAACCAGUUUUAGAUUUGAGUAAGCCCUUUCCAUAAGAGGCACUGCCAGUCAUGUGUUGCCACCAAAUUUAUUAAUGCGAUUUAUACGUUAUUUAGAGGCAAAUUGAUCUGUUGAAAAGGAAAAGCUCUGCUUGCUUAGCUAUUCAAUGAUACGACGGAACGACUCCACUGUUGAAGAAGUUGCUCCCCAGUCUGCAGCUUUCUUGUACUCUCCCUUCUCCAGGAGGUACUGCCUUCCACGGUAAUUGGCUUGUUCAUAGAAAACCCAGGCACCAUCCAGGACAUUGCAGGAGUCGAUGUGCUGAAUGUGGAAUUGUUCAAAGACGGAUGGACAGUCCUCUGUAAACUCAAUUGUUUGACUUUCAUAUUCACCCUUGUUAACGAUUUGUAUCUUGUAACUUGCUGAAUCUACCUACAAGACACAAAGUGGUUUGUGUCAGAGCUGGAAUCGACAGAACGAGCAAUCAGAUUGUUAAAGGCAGGGCCUGUCAGUGCAAUACUAAACCACUCAUCUGCUGAUCAUGAUGAACAUUCAAACCUGCUUUAUGCAUAAAUGGAAGAAGUUCAAGCUAAAUGAAGCCAGUUUUACUUAUGCGAGUGAGUACAGCACUGGUUAGACAGUGUGUUGUACUUUUACAGAUGUGAAGGUACGUUUGUAAUACAGCAAUUUGAAUAAAACGUGUUGAAACUUAACGAGAAUGGGUGAACAGUAAAAAAAAAUUCGGAUCAGAGUACUGUAUUUGGCUCCAAUAAAGUAGGUAAUGGUAGCAGAGGCAUUUUAGAUUGAUUGACCUACUUCUGUGCUGUAGUUUUUGUGGUUAAUUGUGUUUUGCUAAAUUGCAUCUCCUGGUGAUUUAAUACAAUAUGUACUGUGCGUCGGAUGAGGCUGGGAGAUCCAGUUGCGGAUUGUAGCUUCAAUGCUAUUGCCACUCUGGAUAUAUUUAGCAGGUUAUUUGAAAUACACCCAAAAAGAACAUUGAGGAACUUACCUGAUUGAUCAAGCGACACGAAGCAACGUGGUCAUUAAAUCCCAUCCAGCGCCUGUAGUCAGCGUAUUCGCCCUUCGUGAGGAUGUACACGUAACCUGCAAAGUUGGGCUUCUCAUACAAUGCCCAGGCCCCGCUCUCAACUUUGCUGGAAUUGCAGCGGGCAAGUGAAGUGUGGAAAUCUGGGCAAUUGCUGUCACAUUCAUAGCGACGGCCCAGAAAAUUCCUUUCUUCGUACAAAGUGAUCUGCAGUUAAAGGUGAAAUUAUUCACAGGAUAUUUGUCAAUGUCAAACCUUUCAGAUUUUGAAGUUUGAAUAUUACUGUAAACUCAUCUUAUUAUUUCCACCCUUUUGGAAGAAUAUAUAACAUAACAACAUAAGAAUUUGCUCGGCGAAAGAAACACCAAGGU
Molecule: messenger RNA, 4491 nt
Organism: Callorhinchus milii (elephant shark)
Lineage: Eukaryota; Metazoa; Chordata; Chondrichthyes; Chimaeriformes; Callorhinchidae
Gene: lcmt2
Product: leucine carboxyl methyltransferase 2
Exons: 14
Coding region: 8-2089 (693 amino acids)
Biological process (GO): wybutosine biosynthetic process; tRNA methylation
Molecular function (GO): protein binding; tRNA methyltransferase activity
Source: RefSeq, a predicted model, not a curated record